Monosiga brevicollis MX1 is the source of this 1704-nucleotide messenger RNA. RefSeq lists its product as uncharacterized. Gene Ontology annotation, biological process: cell division. Gene Ontology annotation, cellular component: anaphase-promoting complex. The transcript is spliced from 14 exons. Bases 1 to 1704 code for a protein of 567 amino acids. The record is from RefSeq and is a predicted model, not a curated record. Lineage: Eukaryota; Choanoflagellata; Craspedida; Salpingoecidae. Gene Ontology annotation, molecular function: protein binding.
AUGGCGGAUGUCGACACGCCCACCCCGGCUCCGGCCGUGCUGCACGGCAUCCUCAUUGAACAGUCUUGGCAAGCCUCUUUGCGCUCCCUAACAAAGGCAUCCAACUGGGCGGCUGAUCUGGCCAAGGGAUUGUUUCUAGAGCUGGAUGCAUCGUACGCCACAGAGGCUGAGGCUCAGAUGGCGGGUAACACUACUCGUGUGGUCGCCCCUGUCAUGGAUCUCGGUCAAUAUCUUCAGCCCGCCGAAGUGGCUCCCUACUUUUUAGCCAAAAGCCACUUUGAUGCACGCGAGUACAAACGCUGCGAAGACUGCCUCAAAAAUACCACUUCCAAUCUGCCCUUCUUCCUGCGUUGCUAUGCUGCAUUUCUUGCCGGUGAACAGACCAAGGAGCAGACCCAGCCUGAUCUCUUUGCAGCCACCCCCACCACCAAUCCAAAUCUCGAGGCCCUCGAACAAAAACUCAUGCAGAGGCAGCAACAGCAGGAGCUGGACAGCUAUCUGUAUUACUUGCUCGGCCUGGUUCAUCGAGAAUCGGGAAAUCGACGCGCAGCCAAAGCUGCCUUUCUCAACGGUGCACAAGCCAACCCUUGGUUCUGGAACAAUUGGGAAGAGUUGGCGCGGAUCUGCGUGGAAAUGGAAGACAUUGAUCGCCAUUUGCAGGCCUUAGAGGGCGCUGAGAUACCUGCCCUUAUCCUCACACACUUCAAAGCCGAAGCAUUUGAAGACACGCAUUAUCACGAAGAGGCCAUCGAGCUCUACCAGGCACUCUUUGAUCAGUUUCCCUCCAGCAUCAACCUCGUUGGCGCCCUAGCAGCCGCCCACUACCACCAACGCAACUUUGACCAGGCCACCGAGUUUUUCGACACCCUUCUUGCCCAUGACCCUUAUCGCCUAGAUGACCUCGAAUUGUAUUCCAACAUGCUUUACGUCCAGGAGCGCACGGCCGAUUUGAGCCACCUAGCGCAGCGCGUUGUCACCAUCGAUCGAUUCCGUCCCGAAACAUGCUGCAUUUUAGGGAACUUUUACAGCAUCAAGCGCCAACACCCAAAGGCCAUUGAAGCUUUUCAACGUGCUCUCAUGCUCAAUCGUCGCUACUUGGGCGCUUGGGUUUUGCUUGGGCACGAAUAUGUCGAGCUGAAGCGAACCACGUCUGCCAUUGCCGCCUACCGCCGGGUCUUGGAAAUCGAUUCACGAGAUUACCGGGCGUGGUAUGGUCUCGGGCAGACCUAUGAGCUUCUGGCCAUGCCCCGCUACGCUGCCUACUACUACGGCUACGCUCAAUCCCUCAGGCCUUCUGAUGGUCGCAUGUGGCGUGCCUUGGCCAUGGUGUACGAGCAACUCCACCUCUACGGCAAUGCGCUCAAGGCCUAUCGCAUGGUACUCAAUCUGGCGGAAGAGCCUGAUGCUGAUGCAUUGUAUGCCAUGGCAAACCUGUGUGCCUUUCGCUUCCCUUCCCGGGCAGAAGAGGCAACGGCACUAUAUGAGCGUCUCUUGGCCGUGGAUGAGCAACAAGGCAGCGUCUCUGCUGAGCGUUUGCUGGAGGCCCGUCGCUGGAUUCAACAACGCGGCAAUGGCCAGCCGCGUCUCGAGCGCUCCUUUGGAGAAGAAGGCAACCAGCCGUUGCAGACCAAUGUUAUGCUCUCGCUUCCGCCAAAUAGGGAUGAAGAAGCUUCGAGUGAGAGUGACAUGAGCAUGGAGGACUAG